AUGGCUCUGGCGGGUGCUGUAAGCAACUUGAACUUUACGUGGCUCGACGGCAUAGAUGAAACUAUGGGCGUCUCGAAGACGGCUGAAGAUGAUGGUGCACCUUCCAGGCAAGCUGCUGGGGCCAGGGGAUCGUGGAGAGCCCACAUGAACGCGAUCCAGGCGAUAGUCGACCAAGGUCUAGAGAGUGCCCUCAUCAUGGAGGAUGAUAUUGACUGGGACGUGAGGCUGAAGAGCCAGAUGCGGUCCUUCAGCACGGCAGUCAGGGCAUGGCUGAGCCGUACUGAACCGUCAGCCUGGUCUCAGGGGCAUAAGGAAACUGCGCAAGAGGUUGCUGAUCGGGUCACCACCCCCAUACCCUUCUUUCCAGUUGCGGAUAAAAACCGAUCUCCGUAUGGUUCGGGCUGGGACGUCCUCUGGCUCGGCCACUGCGGCACCGAGUUCCCUAGCUCGCAUCAGUCCCAGCGCCGCAUCUCCAUUCCCGACGAUACCACGGUGCCGGCGCCGAGGCACCUCAAGCCACACCCCUUUGCACUCAACGACCCGCUAGGAGAGCUCUACCCCCCGCAUACGCGUGUGGUGCAUGCGUCGAGCGGUACGGUCUGCACGCUCGCGUACGCUGUAAGCCGCCGGGGGGCGAAGAGGCUGCAGCAGCAAUUCGGACCUGCCGCCUUCACGAAGCAAUGGGACCUGGCGCUCGGGGACUGGUGCGACGACGGGACAGAGUCUUCUGAGACGGGCGCCGGACCGGCAGGAGACCACGCUGGGAACGGAGAAGACGAGACGGGCAACCGGCCGCUGUGCCUCACGGUCCAGCCGCCCAUCGUCAAUCAUUACCACGCGCAAGGCGGCAGCUCAGACAUCCUCGGCCAGGGCGGAGGAUACGUCCGGACGGUUGGGUCCCCGUACGUCCGGCUGAGUGUUCGCUUGAAUCUGGCGCGAAUUCUUAGGGGGUGGGCUGUUGAGGACCUCGCUGAUCAGUUUCCUGACGAAGGGGGGUCGGCUUAA
Molecule: messenger RNA, 1005 nt
Organism: Neoarthrinium moseri
Lineage: Eukaryota; Fungi; Ascomycota; Sordariomycetes; Amphisphaeriales; Apiosporaceae
Exons: 1
Coding region: 1-1005 (334 amino acids)
Source: RefSeq, a predicted model, not a curated record